Messenger RNA from Penicillium maclennaniae, 1848 nucleotides. RefSeq names its product aspartic endopeptidase. Gene Ontology annotation, molecular function: aspartic endopeptidase activity, intramembrane cleaving. Bases 1 to 1848 code for a protein of 615 amino acids. The record is from RefSeq and is a predicted model, not a curated record. Gene Ontology annotation, biological process: membrane protein proteolysis. The transcript has a single exon. NCBI's taxonomy places the organism in Eukaryota, Fungi, Ascomycota, Eurotiomycetes, Eurotiales, Aspergillaceae. Gene Ontology annotation, cellular component: membrane; lumenal side of endoplasmic reticulum membrane; cytoplasmic side of endoplasmic reticulum membrane.
AUGUCCGACAUCAGCCCUCUCGCCGAGGUGCUUGGACACGUGUGGUAUCACUUCGACCGCAUCAAGCCGCUCCUCCCCACGUACGGCCACCUACUCGUUUCUGCUCUGUUUCCCAUGUAUAUUGGAGCCCAUGCUUCUCUAUCCAGACCCUCUUCCGCAGCAAAGCCUCCCAAGAGGGACACUGGGAAAACAGAAAACGAUACUGAUGAUGAGGACGACGAGGGCGAAGACAAUGGUGGCGCUGUUCAGAAGAUGGAGGGACUUGAGCCUUCGGAUGCGCUGAUGUUCCCAUUGACGGCAGGCCUCACGCUGGGAAGCUUGUACUUCGUGAUCAAAUGGUUGGAAGACCCAGCCAUUCUGAACAAGAUCCUCAGUUUCUACUUCUCCCAGAUGGGCAUUUUCUUCGCCGUCGCUUUCUUGAAGGAUGCUCUGUUGAUCUGGCGGUCGCUCCUUUUCCCAAAGUACUAUCGCCAUGGAGGAAAGAUUUGGAAAGUUAAGCAAUCCGAGCGCGCAUUCACUUCGUUGGAAGAAGUUCGACUCUCACCACUUCCUGGAAUCCUUGGUUCAAUUCCUUUGCCAUCGAAGGUUCUCUCUUUCCUAUGGGCCUGCCGCAAUGCUUCGUACCAGCGACUCAAGCUCAAACUUCACGUUAAGCAUGUGAUUGAUGUGAAAGGACUUUUUGGACUCCUCGAUCUAUUCAGUGCAAUCAUCGCUCUUAUUGCCGUGGGAUACUUCGCAUUCAUUACUAAGCCUUGGUGGUUGACCAACUUCCUUGGAUUCAGCUUCUGCUAUGGCGCUCUCCAGUUCAUGUCGCCAUCGACCUUCUGGACUGGAACACUGAUUCUGGGGUCUUUGUUCUUCUACGACAUCUAUUUUGUCUUCUUCACCCCAAUGAUGGUUACUGUCGCUACAAAACUGGAUGUUCCCAUCAAGCUUCUCUUCCCGCGUCCCCCUUCUCCCGGGGAAGAACCAGAUGCUGUAUCACUGGCUAUGCUGGGGCUAGGAGACAUUGUGAUCCCGGGCAUGAUGGUUGGCCUUGCGCUGCGAUUCGAUCUCUUCCUUUACUACUUCAAAAAAGGCGCUCAAAAGGCACGCGCUGAGGGUUCGACCCUGGAAUAUGUCAAACCCAAAUACCAACGAUCGACUGGGGCGUGGGGAGAGCGAUUUUGGGCACCGACAAUCGCGUCACAGGAGCCCGAGCUCCAGCCUCCAUACCACGACGCGAGAUCUUUCCCCAAGACAUACUUCAAAGCCAGCCUUGCUGGAUAUGUUGUCGGUAUGGUCGCCACGCUACUUGCCAUGCAAUACUCAAACCACGCACAGCCUGCGCUUUUGUACCUUGUCCCCGGGGUCUUGUCAUUCCUCUGGGGUACUGCGCUCAUUCGCGGAGAAAUUAACAUAAUGUGGCACUUCUCUGACGCUGAAGAAGAAGAUGACGAGGGGGAAAACAAAGACAAAGAUCACUCCAAAAAGCUAGAUGCCGACAAGGAACCUACCACGUCUGAGCAGAAGAAUCUCUUCACGCGUAUUCUGUCUGGUGACCUGAAAGCGCUCAUAUUUAAGGAUGAGACCUCGGACAAGGAAAAGAGCAACGACAAGGCAAAGGCUCCGGACAAGACGUCCGAGUCGGAUACGAACAAGGAGACUGAAACACAAGACGGAUCGGACUUGGUCGUUUUCUCAAUCUCUUAUCCCCUCAAGCCCCAAGCUAAAGUCAAUUCUCACUCUGAAGCAAGCAAGAUUGGAGAGAGCAAUGGAUCAGUGAGCAUCCCGGGGGAUGGCAACCGGGACGAUGAGCCACCAGUGAAGAGGAGACGGGGGACACCUCGCAAGGCAUCCAUGCAAUAA